Messenger RNA from Telopea speciosissima, 729 nucleotides. Its product is annotated as probable carboxylesterase 13. The record is from RefSeq and is a predicted model, not a curated record. The transcript has 2 exons. Bases 1 to 729 code for a protein of 242 amino acids. Gene Ontology annotation, molecular function: hydrolase activity. NCBI's taxonomy places the organism in Eukaryota, Viridiplantae, Streptophyta, Magnoliopsida, Proteales, Proteaceae.
AUGGCUGCUCUUGAUGUCGCCUUGUUGCGGAACAAUCUGAAAAAGGCAGAAACCAGCAUUUCCAUACGCCUUUUUCUCCCAAAGAUCACCACCACCAAUUCCAACCAAAAACUUCCCCUCCUUGUCUACUUCCACGGCAGAGGCUUCUGCAUAGAAACCCCUUGUUCCCCUACAUAUCACGAUAAUGUUUCUUCUCUAAUAUCUAAAGCUAAUCUUGUUGCCGUGUCUGUCGACUACAGGAAAGCUUCCGAACAUGUUGUCCCCACUGCUCACAACGAUUCAUGGGCGGCGCUCCAAUUGGUUGCUUCCCAUGUAAAGGGGGAAGGCUCAGAGUCAUGGCAGAACUUGUAUGCUGAUCUAGAUAGAGUCUUCAUGGCAGGAGAUAGUGCUGGUGCAAACAUAACCCGUAACAUGGCAUUGCGAGCCAUGGAGACACCAUUAGAGGGAAUCAAGAUUGUUGGUUUGGCUUUGAUUCAUCUUUAUUUAUCAGGUAAUGAAGCAGCAAAUUCAGAGUUGAGUUACCCAGAUGUGGCGGCUAAUGCACAAAAGUUGUGGUCUUUGGUGGUUUGUCUAGGGAAUUGCAAUAACCAUCCACUUUUGCAUUCGGCGAUUAGUGAUCUGAAUUUGGAAAGAUUUCCAUGUAAAAGAGUGCCUAUGUGUAUUGCCGAAAAGGAUACUUUAAGAGAUAGAGGUCUAUUGUAUUUUAAAAUCUUGAAGGAAAGAGGGUAG